Tyto alba (common barn owl) is the source of this 10893-nucleotide messenger RNA. RefSeq names its product kinesin family member 13B (gene KIF13B). Bases 109 to 5973 code for a protein of 1954 amino acids. Lineage: Eukaryota; Metazoa; Chordata; Aves; Strigiformes; Tytonidae. The transcript is spliced from 41 exons. Gene Ontology annotation, molecular function: microtubule motor activity; cell adhesion molecule binding; microtubule binding. Gene Ontology annotation, biological process: regulation of protein localization; microtubule-based movement. The record is from RefSeq and is a predicted model, not a curated record. Gene Ontology annotation, cellular component: adherens junction.
CACCCCCUCCCGCCCCGCUCCGCCCUCCUCCCCGCCCCGCCGGUUGUCCCUCCGUAAACGGAAGCCGAGGAGGGACGAAGGAGCCGGGGAGGAGGUUGGAGCAGCGCGAUGGGGGACUCCAAAGUGAAGGUGGCGGUGCGCGUCCGCCCCAUGAACCGGCGAGAGCUUGAUCUGCAUACAAAAUGUGUGGUGGAUGUGGAUGCAAACAAGGUUAUUCUUCAUCCUGUAAACACCAACCUUUCAAAAGGAGAUGCCAGUAGGACCCAACCAAAGGUGUUCGCUUACGAUCACUGCUUUUGGUCUAUGGAUGAAUCUGUCAAAGAAAAAUAUGCAGGUCAAGAUGUUGUUUUCAAGUGCCUUGGAGAGAAUAUUCUUCAGAAUGCCUUUGAAGGCUACAAUGCUUGCAUCUUUGCCUAUGGGCAAACUGGAUCUGGAAAAUCAUAUACAAUGAUGGGUACUGCUGACCAGCCUGGAUUAAUCCCUAGACUUUGCAGUGGACUCUUCGAAAGAGCCCAGAAGGAGGAAAAUGAAGAGCAGAGUUUCAAAGUGGAAGUAUCCUACAUGGAGAUAUACAAUGAGAAAGUCAGAGAUCUGCUUGACCCAAAAGGAAGCCGUCAGUCAUUAAAAGUUAGAGAACACAGUGUUUAUGGUCCUUACGUAGAUGGCCUAUCCAAACUAGCUGUUGCUAGCUACAAGGACAUUGAAUCGUUGAUGUCCGAGGGCAACAAAUCUCGAACAGUGGCUGCAACCAACAUGAAUGAGGAGAGCAGUCGGUCCCAUGCAGUCUUCAAGAUUAUCCUCACCCACACACUCUAUGAUGUACAAUCAGGGACAUCAGGUGAGAAGGUGGGCAAGCUGAGUCUGGUGGACUUAGCAGGUAGUGAACGGGCAACUAAGACUGGUGCUGCAGGAGACAGGCUGAAAGAAGGAAGCAACAUCAACAAAUCCCUCACAACUCUUGGGCUGGUUAUUUCUGCCCUGGCAGAUCAGGCUGCUGGCAAGAACAAGAAUAAAUUUGUUCCUUAUCGUGAUUCUGUGCUCACUUGGUUACUUAAAGAUAGCCUUGGUGGUAACAGCAAGACUGCCAUGGUAGCAACAGUGAGCCCAGCAGCAGACAACUAUGAUGAGACCCUUUCGACACUGAGGUAUGCAGACCGGGCCAAGAACAUCGUUAAUCAUGCCGUGGUGAACGAAGACCCCAACGCUCGCAUUAUUCGGGAGCUCCGUGAGGAAGUGGAGAAGCUGCGAGAACAGCUCACAAAAGCAGAGGCUAUGAAAUCACCAGAAUUAAAAGAACGAUUGGAAGAAUCAGAAAAGUUGAUUCAGGAAAUGACUGUGACCUGGGAAGAAAAAUUAAGAAAAACUGAGGAGAUAGCACAGGAGCGUCAGAAACAGUUGGAAAGCCUUGGCAUCUCUCUUCAAUCUUCUGGAAUAAAAGUUGGGGAUAAUAAGUGCUUCUUGGUUAAUCUGAAUGCAGAUCCAGCUCUCAAUGAACUUCUGGUAUACUAUUUAAAGGAGCACACGUUAAUAGGCUCCGACAACUCUCAAGAUAUCCAGCUGUGUGGAAUGGGAAUUCUUCCUGAACACUGCAUUAUAGACAUCACCCCCGAAGGACAGGUUAUGUUAACACCUCAAAAAAAUACUAGGACGUUUGUAAAUGGUUCUGCUGUCAUGUGUCCUAUUCAGCUACAUCAUGGAGACAGAAUACUGUGGGGAAACAACCACUUCUUCAGGCUGAAUUUGCCAAAGAAGAAAAAGAAAACAGAUCAUGAGGAUGAAGAGCGAGACAACUCUAUGAAGUGCAGUAACAGUGUUGAGCAGCUGGACGUAGAUGGGGACAAUUCCAGUGAAGUGUCUAGUGAGAUUAACUUCAGCUAUGAAUAUGCCCAGAUGGAAGUCACUAUGAAGGCACUUGGUAGUAAUGAUCCAAUGCAGUCAAUCUUGCAAAGCCUGGAGCAGCAACACGAGGAGGAGAAGAGAUCUGCGCUUGAACGGCAGAGGCUGAUGUAUGAACACGAACUGGAGCAGUUACGAAGGCGCCUGUCGCCGGAGAAGCAGCAUUUCCGCAGCAUGGACAGGUUCUCCUUUCAUUCUCCCAGCGCUCAGCAGCGCUUGCGGCAGUGGGCGGAGGAGAGAGAAGAAAUGUUGACACACAGCCUGAGAAAGCUGCGAGAGCAGAUUGUUAAAGCCAAUUUGUAUGUGAGAGAAGCCAAUUUUAUCGGAGAGGAAUUGGACAAGAGGACAGAGUAUAAAGUUACUCUCCAGAUCCCAGCUUCAAGCCUUAAUGCUAACAGUAAGAGAGGUGCAAUUCUCAGUGAGCCUGCUAUUCAGGUGAGAAGGAAAGGAAAAGGCAAACAGAUUUGGUCACUGGAAAAGCUGGAGAAUCGAUUAGUAGAUAUGAGGGAUCUUUAUCAGGAGUGGAAAGACUGUGAGGAAGACAACCCAGUGAUGAGGGCUUACUUCAGGCGAGCUGAUCCAUUCUACGAUGAGCAGGAAAACCACAGCCUUAUCGGAGUAGCCAAUGUUUUUCUUGAGUGCCUGUUCUAUGAUGUGAAGCUACAAUAUGCUGUUCCAAUCAUCAAUCAGAAGGGAGAGGUAUCAGGUCGUCUCCACAUUGAAGUUGUUCGAGUGAGUGGAGAGAUAGAUGACAAGUUGGUUGGAGGUGAAGAUAGUCCAGACUAUUCAAGUGAAAAUGACACUCAGGAGAGAAAACUUGUAUGCAGGAUUAAAAUACUUCAGGCUACAGGUUUGCCACAGCACCUCUCUAAUUUUGUGUUCUGCAAAUAUACAUUCUGGGAUCAAUUGGAACCGGUUAAUGUUGCACCUGAGGUGGAUCCUUCCUUAUCUUCUGUCAGCAAGGAACCACGGUGCAUGGUUGUCUUCGAUCACUGCAAUGAAGUUUCUGUAAAUAUUUCUGAAGACUUCAUGGAACAUCUUUAUGAUGGUGCUUUGGCAAUUGAAGUAUAUGGGCACAAGCAGAGUGGUGACCGCAAAAAUCCAGCCCUGUGGGAUUUGGGAAUAAUUCAAGCCAAAACGCGCAGCCUCCGUGACAGGUGGAGUGAAGUAACCCGAAAAGUAGAACUCUGGGUUCAAAUUCUAGAACUGAAUGAGAAUGGGGAAUACUGCCCAGUUGAGGUGACUCCUGCCAGGGAUGUAUGCACAGGAGGCAUCUUCCAGCUCAGACAGGGGCAAUCUCGACGAAUUCAGGUUGAAGUGAGAUCUGUACAGGAAUCUGGGACCUUGCCACUGAUGGAGGAAUCCGUAUUGUCUGUUGGCAUUGGCUGUGUUCAAAUAAAACAUGUCAAAUCACAAAAAGUACCUGAAAAUCAUCAGGAAGAAGAGGAUGAAAUGGACAGUUAUCAGGAUAGGGAUCUGGAGAGGCUCCGUCGGAAAUGGCUGUGUGCCUUAACAAAGCGUCAGGAGUAUCUUGAUCAGCAAUUGCAGAAACUCGUUGGGAAGCCUGAUAAAACAGAAGAUGAUGCAGAUCGGGAGGCACAGCUUUUAGAGAUGAGGCUGACACUCACAGAAGAAAGGAAUGCUGUAAUGGUUCCUUCUGCUGGCAGUGGGAUCCCUGGAGCUCCAGCUGAGUGGACCCCUGUGCCUGGUAUGGAAACUCACAUUCCUGUUAUUUUCCUUGACUUGAAUGCCGAUGAUUUCAGUUCCCAGGAUAACCUUGAUGACCCAGAAGCUGGCGGGUGGGAUGCUACUCUUGUUGCAGAAGAGGAGGAGGAAUUCUUUGAACUGCAGAUUGUGAAGCAUCAUGAUAGUGAGGUGAAAGCAGAAGCCUCAUGGGAUUCCACAGUCCACGACUGUAUCCAGCUCAGUAAAGGAACAGCAGCAGAUGAAAGAGUUUACCUUAUUGUGAGAGCCACUGUCCAGCUCAGUCACCCUGCAGAAAUGCAAUUAGUGCUACGCAAACGCAUUUGUGUUAAUGUGUAUGGCAGACAGGGUUUUGCACAGAGUUUCCUCCGAAGAAUGUCUCACCGAAGUUCCAUUCCUGGCUGUGGUGUCACUUUUGAGAUAGUCUCAAAUAUUCCAGAGGAUGCUCAGGGAGCUGAAGAGCGGGAGGCACUAGCCAGAAUGGCAGCAAAUGUUGAAGAUGCAGCUUCAGCUGACUCUGAAGCCUAUAUUGAGAAGUACUUGCGGAGUGUGCUGGCUGUGGAGAACAUUCUCACCUUGGAUCGUCUGCGCCAGGAAGUUGCUGUAAAAGAACAGCUAAUGGGAAAAGGGAAACUCUACCGCAGGAGCCUGAGCUCUCCCAAUGUGAAUCGGCUUUCUGGAAGCCGCCAAGAUUUAGCACCCCCCUAUAACCUGAGCAGUAACCGGAGUCCAAAGGUCCCAGCAGAGGGCCGAUGGGAGAGCCAGCAAGAUGUAUCCCAAGGUGCCACAAAUUCUGGUAGAGGCAUUAGUCCAUCUCGUCCUUCUCUGUCAAGCUCUGGGCAGCAAAACCACUCUCCUGAUCCGGGUAUUGGUAGCCUUGCUGCUUCCUACCUGAAUCCUGUAAAGUCCUUUGUGCCUCAGAUGCCCAAGCUGCUGAAGUCUCUCUUUCCUGUUAGAGAUGAGAAAAAGGGCAGGCAGACCUCUCCCCUUGCACAGCAGGCUGUCCCACGAAUUAUGGUUCAGUCUGCCAGUAUCGAUGCCAGUGCUGCAAAGACAAAACAGAUUAGCCACGAGGAAGUAGGGAAACAGCCAUCUGAAACUGCAGUGCAGACAUCUGAGGUGGACAAGAGCCCGGAAAAGACACCAAAAGUGCCUUUGCAGCAGCCCACAGGAGACACCCAGGCGCAGGACUCCCAGGAAGGACCUCCAAGUCCCCUGAGUGAAGCCUCCAGUGGGUAUUUUUCUCACAGUGUCUCGACAGCCACCCUCUCUGAAGCUCUUGCAGCGGGAAGCGAUGCUGUGGCUCAACCAGGAGGUCAGCUGCCAGCAGUGGGUGACUUCCCAGCUCCCGCCGUGGCUCAGGUCAGUUCUGACAUGCCAGGGCACUCGGACAGUUCUUCAGAAAGCUGCCUCAGUACUAAGGGAGAGAGUCUGCCCACCUUCAGCCUUCAAAGUGCUCACUCAAGACCUAAAGACAGCACUGAAGUGAAUGGAAAUGCUGCUCUGAAAUCAAAAUCUUGCACAUCUCCUGCGACUCAAAGUGAGCAGGCAAAUUAUGUCUCUGUAGCCGCUGAUGCAAAAAUCUUUCUUUCUACCUCCACUCCGAAGAAGGAGUUGUUAUACAGUCAAUUGAUGGAGUCAGCAGCACAAGCUAGGAAAAAAGAAAUGGCUUCUGGGGUUUCAGAACUGGGGUUUCCCAAAGCACAGAUUGUUCCUGACCAAUUGUCCCAUCCCGGCGUUGCAGCCUCCCCCUUCAAAAUCCAGAAAGUCAAGACAUCAGAGCUGAAGUCCUUUACAAGUAUGCUGGGGACGGAUCCUGCGUGUUCACUAAACGCAGAGGAGCAAGAAGGAGAAAAGAGCACGUCCACUGCCCGUGGACUGAACCAUAAUGGAUCAGAGAUAGCAGAAGAAAAACUGGAGGUGACUUCUGACUCUGAAGAUGCCAAUGAAAUUCCUGAGUGGCUGAAAGAGGGAGAAUAUGUCACAGUUGGUGCAAAUAAGAUGGGCACCGUUAGGUAUAUUGGGCCCACGGACUUUCAAGAGGGAACAUGGGUUGGUGUCGAACUGGAUUUACCUUCAGGUAAGAACGAUGGCUCGAUUGGAGGGAAGCAGUAUUUCAGAUGCAACCCAGGCUACGGAUUGCUUGUGAAACCAGGCAGAGUUAAAAAGGCCACGGGACCAGCAAGGCGGCGGAGCACCGGGUUGAGGUUGCAAGGAGGAGCCGCCGCUGAGAACAGGAGGAGUGGCAACUUCUCCGGUUCAGCCUCCAACCUGGCUUCGCUCACAGCCCUGGCGAAAUCAGAAGGAGGAUCCCCGCUGCGGCCGGAGAAGAGCCAGAAGAACGUGGAGAACAGGAAAUCUUGGGUGAACUGAGACAGCCCUACCCACCACAGCAAACGCAGGGGAGCAGGUCUUCAAGAAGCUAAACCGACCACGUGAACUUCUAGUUUGUGGCAAACACUAAUGAAGGGGUUUUGUUUGGUUUCUUUUUUUUUUUUUUUUUUUUUUUCCCCUGUGCUUUGGGUGAUUGACAUGUUAAUUCUUCGCCUUUUCAUGGUGCUGGAUCUACGUCCUUCGCUUCCUGCUACAAACUGUGACGCUUCAGGGUAUGACUGAUGGCAGCUGGUGAAAGCUCGUGGCGGUGGGUGGGUGUAAGCUCUGCUCUCUUCCACCUUUCAGAGGAGGAAGAGACGCGUAAAUUGUUCAAAUUAUGGCAUGGCUUUCCAAUAGCUACAAAAUACUACCUACAUACCAGUGCUUCUCCCGGUGUGACUGGCAAUUCUUAAAAAAACCCUCCCCAAAAUAACAGUUCUUUUCUAAUUUCGUGGCAGCUGUGUCUGUAUUGUGUAAUACAUGGUGAAAGGGCAAGGUUAUAAUGAGUCCGGACAGGCAGAGAAGUGAACAUAAGACUUGAUUUGGAAAUACAGAACCCCCCAAACUCUUUUAUUUAAAAAAGCAACAGCUCCUUGGUUAUGCGAGCUGGGACCAGUGCCCAUUUUGAUUACUGUCCUGUUGUCCCUGUCUCUUUCUGUAGAAAUCAGCACAAUUUUUCUAGCUGAUUUGUAGGAAAUGGGAGAAGGCCUGUGACCCGCUCUGUAAUAUUUUUGGUCCCUUCUUUUUAGGAAAGAGGGGAGUUGAGCGAAUUUGUUGUCUAAUCUACUUAACGUGCACUCUCACCAUGACAGGAUCUCUCUUGCUUGCCCCAAAGUGGCAGAACUGUCUUCUCGUUGGUUCUGCCCUCUGGGCCAAGAGGAUUUUUGCAAAGACAUCAGCACUUCAGUGCUCCGAUGCUCCCACCCAGCCUUUGGAGACAAUUGGUUUUUUACCAGUUUUACAAAGCAGAGGGUCGCUGUCCUUGUAACGGGAUUAAUCCAGUCUAUUUAUUUUUAUUUAUUGUUUUAAAAUAUGAAAUGUUUGCGCUUUACAAUCAUCCACCGCCUGACGUUGCACAGAGGAGCUCUGCUGGCACCAUACCAAGCGUUGAUCCAAAGAGGAGGUGCCUCCGUCGCCGGCUAAACCGUCCCAGCGGCGCGCGAAAGCAAACCCGGCUGAAGGGUCGUCCCCAAAACUAAUCUCCCUCUUGAAAGUGGGAGGUUUGGGCUGGCUUUUAUAAAACUUGAUUUUCUUUUUGGUAAACCCCGCUAGUUUUUAGCUGCCUGUGGCACAAAUGGUAUAUUGCUGUACGUGGGCGUAUAUAUACAUGUGCACGUAUCGACAUACACACACUCAUUUUCUAACAAAUCAAGAAAGGCCACGGGCUUUUAUAUUCUGAGCUGUUUAUAUCUUGUUUAGUCAUCACGGGGGGAUUGGACACCUUGAGCAAUAGACGUUUUAUCUAUGUCGGGAAUAUUUAGGAUGCUAAAUUAAUGAUUAAAUUUUAAUAUGUAUCUAAUCGCUGCCCGUGCUGCACGUGGGUAUCUAAGUGCCUUAGCCAUCUGGUUCAGAGGUCCAAGGGAGAGAUACAUUGUCAUCAAAGGAGGUAGGGAUGCUUAGCGAAGGAGAUAAUUAUGCUGAUUUACUGUAAUUAAUAUCAUUUAUGCAGAAGGAAUAAAAUUAAAAUAGAAACUAAUCUGUAGCAGAAAUAAGUAGGAUGGGUUACAAUGCAGCAUGCAUAGUACUGCCAGGGAUUCAUAUAUCCUUUCAGCUUUGUGUAACUAGUGUCAGUGUUUCCUAAAUUUUCAUAAAGAAAUCUUAAUAUAAAAUGUACAGACCAGCUUUUAAAGGUAUUUUUAACGUAUAGGUUUUCCUCCUUUUCCUUUGCACGAAGCUCCUGUCCAUUCAAGCCAAGAGGAUGGGAGAAAUUUAGUAAUAAAGAAUUCAGACGCUAAAAUCCUGGUUUUUAAAAUUGUAACUGUUUUUAUAGAUAUGACUCAUGCAACAGAACAACGUUUUGCUUUGGGGUAUGAUGAGUCUUGCUGGUGAAAGACCACCCGCUAAUGAAUAUGAUGCCUCUUAUACUGCCUUGUAAGUUUUCUAAAAUCCAUCGUUACCAUUUUUCUAAUUGCACUUUGUUCCGGUGUGCUGCAGAAAGUUAGCGAAUGUGAAGCGGCCCCCAAGCCGACAGUUGUGGCUUUUAGUCUCAGCAUUUCGUUUACUGGAUUUAGGGAUAUCUUUAAAACUUUUUGCUGCUUGCUAGCUGGCCCCUUUGGGGGUGAUAGGAAGGGAAGAACCUGUCCAAGUCCUUCUGAAGCCUCUUUGCUUGCACCACCGUCUCUGAAGACGAGUUCUGCGGGACCAACGUACAGGUAGCAAAGUCGUGGGAGUGAACGGGUCAAGCAGAAGGCAGCUGGGUUAAUAGUUCACUGUUUCUGCUGCCCACUGUCGAUUUUUCUGGCCGUGUUUGUACUCCAGCUCUGCCCGCGUAAGGACCUGUUUGUGUUUGCACAUCUGGGGCACGUGGUCGGAGGCUGCAGCCGACUGAUACGGGGUGGAUUUCCUCUUCCACCCGCCCUCGGUCGUGCUACAACACUGUGCUCCGUGUAUUUAGAGGGGUCUGAAACGUGGUUUGAGCAGAACACACUCGCUACCUCCUCUAGGAUAACUUGUCCUGGAAGCAAAUGCCUUAACUACGGCUGGUGUGUUUUGAAACAUCAGUGGAUGGUGAGCGUGACAAAGCGGCUCUGUUAACACAGCGCCUGCUCGGCUUGGGUGAAGGGAGGAUUGGACUCGUAGCUCCCUUGGUUUUUACCGUCUCGUUUGACUUUUGAAACUGAACCUCUUCUCAAAUCCCAUCCUGACGCCUGCCCCAUAAAUGAAGCCGCCCUAACCGCACCGCCCCGAUGUGGCGCAAGCUCCAGAAAGUCAAACACAUCAAAUUCAGCUGUGAGGAUGCUCUUAGAGGACUUCUCUGACUCCCUCCUGCUCACCCCGGCUUUCCUGGGCACAUGAGGUUUCUUCUAGAGAUAUUUUCCAAGAUUUUGGCCCAGUGGGUGCACAUCCCUCUACUCAAAGCCGUUACAUUGCACCAGCUAAGCCAACUAACCAGAAAAUAGCUGAAAACAAUAAUGAAGGUAAUUUUUUCUUUUUUUAUUGAUAACAUUGGAAAAACUCUACGCUCAGCAUAAAGGAGGGGGUGCUCUUAACUGGAACCACCCAGCAACUGAGGCUGGCGUUAGUAGCUAUGCAUAUUUUCCAAGAUUUUCAUGCACUUUAUACAGGGAAGAAGAAUAUUUAAUACCAGAACUGUGAUUUGUAGAAAGUGUCUCCUCUCCCGUGUCUGCUGGGGGGUGCAAGCUUGCUUUCUGUGUCCCUGAACCGUGGAUGGGUCUCCGAUUCUGGGCGUAGGAAAUUCUGUGGGUGGGUCGGAAACGUGACGGCCCAAAUCCGUGUCCGCAGGUCCCGUCCUGCGCCCGGGGUUCCGCACCGUGCUGUCGUUCGCUCCGAGUCAGCCAGGAGGAUGCUUUUCGGAGGGACUUUCGGGGGUUUUCUCAAACCAAGACUUUUUUCUGCGCUAUAUUCAGCUCUCUCAUGGUGUUUUGGUCUUAUGCCCAAAAUAACACCUUCUCGGUUCGAGGGCUUUGGCUGUUUGCUGUUUAAUGAUGUGGUUUAGUUGAGGAAAACUGAUGGAAACAAGUUCCACGUGGUAAUACUACCCGAGUCCUUAAGAAGAGAGUUUUGUCAGUGGUUGAGAUGGAAGCUGCCCACGAGGCGGGAUGUUCAACACCUCUUUGCUCUCCUACAAACCGAGUAAACCCCCCCUUUUUCCUACCUGUCAGUCGUGAAAGCUUGUACGAAACAAGCUUGGGUGUUGUACAGGCCUGUUCGUACGGUGACGGAGCUGUUGAAGAGUCUUUUCUGUGUUGAUGCUUGUGACGUCCUUCCGCUGGUGCUGCCGGGUCUUUGCGCGAGAGGUUCAGUCUCCCCAGUGCCUUACCCUCACAGCUGGAGCAGCGAGGGGCUGGAUUUCGUACCGGCCUCGAGGCUGCCUCACUCGUAGCAAAGGAAGAUCGUGAUAAGUAAAAGUGCAGCCUGGUCACACUACAAAAUACUCUUGAGCUGGCGUCACAAAUAAAUGUCUUGUUCCUAGAUCUCCUUUACCCGUCUUCGGUUUCUGCUCUCUCCACCCUACUCCUAAACCACCGUUGUGUUUUUUACCCCCCUAGAAAGGCUUGGCUGCUGCUGGGAGCCCCUGGCCAGGCUGGGUUCAGCCGGUGGCAGAGCCUCUGGGCGCAGCUUUACUAAACCCUGUGGUGGCUCUGGCAUCCGCAGCGGAGAGAGCGGGGCCGUGGGUUGGGACUCCUUAAACCCAGCGAGAGCCGGGAGCGCCUGGCGCAGAGCAGGAGGGAUGCACCGUGGGCAUCACCCCCCGCCCUUCGCCCGCCGGAGAGGAGCGGUGCUUUGGUUCGGCAGGAGGAGGCGGCUGCUCUCCCCUCCCAAACUGGUUUUGAAGCGGCUCGAGGAGCCGCACUCCCAGCCAUAACUGGCCGGGUGUGCAUCGGCGCGUUCCCGCCUCGCUUCGGGCACCCUCAUCCCCACUGUCCCUCCUCGCAGCCGACGCGCCUUUUGCUUUUUUCACCACCACGAACGGCCGCUGUGGCCUGGGAGAGUCUUUUCCAGCCCCUCUUUCUGUUGAUUUCUGUAAAUGUAGUGGGUCUGUAUAUAAAGAGUGGCUAUUUACACUGUGGUAUUACAUGUCGAUCGGUGUACUUUAAAUGAGCUAAAAUCCAAAGAUACUUUGUAAUGAGCUGUAAAGUUUUUAAUUAUUUCUGUACAAUACUAAAUUACUGUAAUAUUGUAUCAUACAUGCAAUCCAGCCUGCAGUACCUAAAUAAACAUCUUCUUUAGAGCCAGUAA